Molecule: messenger RNA, 1041 nt
Organism: Hordeum vulgare subsp. vulgare (domesticated barley)
Lineage: Eukaryota; Viridiplantae; Streptophyta; Magnoliopsida; Poales; Poaceae
Product: protein AUXIN-REGULATED GENE INVOLVED IN ORGAN SIZE-like
Exons: 2
Coding region: 572-904 (110 amino acids)
Biological process (GO): positive regulation of organ growth
Source: RefSeq, a predicted model, not a curated record
AGAUUUCAAACCCCACUCAUAAAAUUGUCUGCCCCUCUCUCGCUUCCUCCGUCAUCAUGCUUGGCCUCUCCUCCCCCGUCCCCAUCCCCAUCUCCAUCUCCAUCCGGCCACAGCAGCAGCGUCGCCACAGGGGAUACACGAGUCACCGCCCCCGCGGACGAUAUCUGCUUCGCCGUCAGGGGGAUCCGCCUUUGCUGGCAUCUUCCUUUCUCCUGCGCCACCGUAAACUAAUCCCGUUCCGUGCUAGCUGCUGGUGGGCAGAAUCCAAUCCGAGAGCAUCGUGUUCGGAGUGAUCUUGGUGUCUUUCUUGGUCGGGGGUGUUGAUUUGGAGGAGAGGGGAUUCUUAGGGCAGGCCUUCCUUCAGGUGGAUGCGUGGUACGGGCAUCACCAAAAUGCAAGUUUCAGGAUCGAAGGUAUUGCCACUUGCGGUGCAGUUCUUCCACAGCAGAUGAUCUGCAGUUCAGUCACGGACUCACAAAGACUUCAGAUCUGUUAAAAACCUUCAGAUUCCACAAGUUCUUAUUCAUCUCAGUUCCUGGAUAGCCGCUGAUCUGCACUCACCAAAGAAUAGAUGGAUAGCCAGUUCGGUGCAAUGGACAGAGGCGGUAGUAGGCAGAGGAGCAGCCCUGUGUUAGCCAGACCAAAUACUGCAAAGAGGCAAAUGCAGCAGCAGAGGGCAAAUGCUGCUGACAAGAAGGUUGUCAUACCGAACUACUUCGGCGUCGAAGCGUUCUUCGUGCUCGCCUGCCUCACCGUUUCAUUGCUCAUACUGCCAUUGGUGCUGCCUCCGUUGCCCCCACCGCCAUCGCUACUGCUGCUCUUGCCGGUCUGCUUGCUCAUCCUGUUGAUGGUGCUGGCCUUCAUGCCGACUGAUGUGCGGAGCAUGGCCACCUCUUACUUGUAAAUAGGCUUGCUGCGUGGUUUUUGUUUCUGAUUGUGUGUUGGCAUAAGAUGAGUGCAAUAUGAAGCAUCUUUCUCGGAAGAAUAUAUUUUGAGUGGUGCGUGUAGUAACUUUAAAAGAUAAAGAUUGGAGUUUGGAAA